Molecule: messenger RNA, 850 nt
Organism: Thamnophis sirtalis
Lineage: Eukaryota; Metazoa; Chordata; Lepidosauria; Squamata; Natricidae
Source: RefSeq, a predicted model, not a curated record
GCUGUUCUCUUGCCUCAAGUCGUGACGGGCGUGGUGGUGAACGUGUUGAAUGUGAUCAUGAACACAAUUCUCCUGCACACCUUCAAGUUGGGCGUGGUAGGAUCAGCCUGGGCCAACACCCUUUCACAGAACCUGCAGGCUUUCCUUCUCUUUCUCUUUGUCUGGUGGAAAAAGAUCCAUAAGGAAACCUGGGGAGGCCUGUGGACCGGUUUUAUCGUCUGCAUCUCUCUCCAAGCCGCCUCCUUCUUGCUUAUCGCCUUACGCAUGAACUGGAAAAAAGCCGCCGAAGAGGCUCAGAUUCGAGCUGGAAUAACAGGCAGACGAGGAAGCGCGGAGGAUUCCGUUAGCGCAGAUUAUCUUGCAAUGAAUUUGGAGGUGCCCAAUGGAGAUACCCUCAGCUGCCUUGGCUCCCCGGACGAAAAUUUAGGGGACCAUCAGCCCUUUCCCGGCGAUGAGAUGCCCCAGUUUAUCGUUUCUCCAACACCAGGGACCUUAUCCUGCAAGCAACUUCUUCUCCGACGCGGACUGGCACUGCUGCUAGCGAUCGCCAUCUUGGUUUUGGGGGUUGUCAUCCACCUCCUGCUCUGAGAACUGUGCAGCACGGGAGGAUCAGACAGGGCAGCCCGUUGGAAGGGGAGACCUUCUCACCUCAUCAGUGUUCACGCCAGAGGAUCAAAAAGUGAUCCAGCCUUGGAUCCAAUCCCCAGGGACGGUCGCUCCUCUACCAUCGGCCUGGACCAACGAUGGGAGUCACCCGCUUGACGUGAUUUCUUCACGGGGUGGAAAGACUUAACUCGCCUUUAAAGGCGUUCGGGAAAUCACAUUGGAAUAAAUCCAGGUGUUUUUUAAA